AAAUGGGCAGCAUGUCUUGGGUACUCUACGCCACCGUCAUCACUCAAUCCUCAUCGGCUCUGUUUCCGAGGCUUCGUUUCUAGCAAAUCACAGCCUUUGCGCUUGUCAAGGCUUCUUCUGGCCGGCCCACUCCGGUCUUGUCAUCCCACGACUCUCUUGAAAGAGAGACGUAAACAUGAAGAUCUCGCUUCUGUUGGGCUCGGCCGCCGCGGCUCUGGUCGCCGGCACCGCUGUUUCUGCGCAGGAUGUUCAGGUCAUGCGCAGGGACCCUAUCUACGACGGCCCCAUCCCGGUGAGGGAGCUCGUCAGGAGGAACCACUUGGUACCUAUCGAGAGGCGUUCAGACCUCAUCGAGCGUAGGGCUCUCAAGAACAAGACCUACACUUUGGACUGGCAGAGGCAAAAGGCCACCCUCUUCUCAGCAGAAUGGCAAGGAUCUUCACCCAGGAUACCGGUAGCUCCCAUCCCAGUGCCCAUCUCUCAAGCCGUCAGCGGCGGGUUCAGUCUUACCAUGCAGUGCACCGACUGCAAGACGUACGGGAACAUCAUCGCGGUGCUCGACGACAGUUUCACUGAUGGCGACGGUAUCCAAUACCUCUUGACGUUCAACAACGUUGGUGCCUACAUGGACCUGUCGCUGUUUGCAAGCGGCUCGGGCACCUACACCAUUGGUCUCGGAACAGCCUUUGGUCCUUCCACCAAUGUGACAGGCAAGGUCUUGUCAGCCAACUUUGGCAUCUCGAUGGACCUGAUCCUGCAGGUGACGGGCAAGGUGCAAGCCAAUGGUGGCUUCCAGAUCUCAAUCCCCGAUGGCGAACAAGUUGGCUUUGAAGCAGACUUUGACUUUAACCCAACCAAACGAGAUGCCUUCAACCUCACCGGUCAGGUGCGCAAAGCACCGCGAGUCAACUUCUCCCUCCUCCCACUUGCAACCUCGGACUCCAGUGUGAAUAUUACGGCGGCCCUGCGCAUGAAGGUCAACGCCGGCAUGAGCGGCACAUUUGGUCCAGACGACUUCCCCGGCCAGAUAAGCCUCGAAGCCGCCGUGGGCGCGCACCUGACCGUGGUCGAGGCCAAACUCGGCUCCGUGGUGGGCGGGUCCGAGUCGACGUGCAAGAACGCGCUCUUUCUCGACGUCGACUCCAACGGUGGUGCUUUUGCCCGCGCCGGCGGCUCCAUCGGCACCCAGUCGUUUCAGCGCGGGCCGUCGGCCACAACCACCUUCUUCGCCGCCGGCACGACCAUCUGCCUGGGCAACAAGAAGCCCACUCCGCGCUUCAUCGCCACGACGCCCGAGGUCCGGGACGGCGGCGCGGGCGCGGCAUGCCCUACCACGGCGCGCGUCACCGAGUCCACGACCGUCUCGUCCGUCUACACGCUGACGACGUGCGCCGUGCCCGAGAUCAACUGCCCGCCUCGAUUCGAACAGACGGUCGUCGCCACGCACGUCGAGACAAUCAAGACCAUCAAGUGCCCCGGCGUCACCCCGCUCCCGGCGCUGCAGACGCCGCCCCCGACCGUCGCCCCCGUCGCGCCCACGGGCAUGCCGGUCAACCUGACGCAGGUGCCCAGCCCACAGGUGGCUACCGUCCCCGCGUAUGCAAACUUUACGCUCCCGGCCAACGCGACCGCCGUCACGGGCGCGUUUGUCGCCGUCACGCCGCCGCCCGAGAACCAGGGUGGUGGGGGCGACAACAAUGGUCCGGGCGACAAGAAGAAUUCCGGAAUCGUAUUGGAGGCUCCGAGGUUGUGGACCACCACAGCUGCGAUGUUGGCUGUGGGUUUUGUAAUGGCUUUGUUAUGAUACGACUCUAUUUUUUUUCUUAUUUCUGUUAUGAUGUCUCCAUUUCUCUUUCCGUUUCUUGUUUCCUGUUUAUCCUCAAUCAGCAGCAUCUGUACCAGGCAGUUUUGUUGGGUGCCUGGAGCACGGCGUUUGGUUGCAUACCUUACUAUUGAUACCACUAUAUCGUUUUAUUGCAGAGUCAGAAUUCUUAUUCCAGGUUAUCGUACCACCUAGUUUACAAAAUCCAAU
Molecule: messenger RNA, 2032 nt
Organism: Pyricularia oryzae 70-15
Lineage: Eukaryota; Fungi; Ascomycota; Sordariomycetes; Magnaporthales; Pyriculariaceae
Exons: 3
Coding region: 176-1804 (542 amino acids)
Source: RefSeq, a predicted model, not a curated record